AUGCGUCCCAAUCAUCAAUUACAGCAGCAAGGUUACUGGGAUGCAACAUAUGCAGAUGAUUUGACAAAUUUUCGUGAACAUGGGGAUGCUGGUGAAGUUUGGUUUGGGGCAGAUGUCAUGGAAAUGGUUUCUUCAUGGACAAAAGGACUAUGUGUUGACAUUUCACAAAGACAUUUACAAAUUCAACAUAAAAAUGAUGACUCUGAGUCUGUUAGUCAAGAGGAUAAAGAUUUAGCAGGAUGGAGUGUUCUUGAUGUUGGAACAGGCAAUGGGCUACUUCUUCAAGAGCUUGCUAAACAGGGGUAUAGUAUUAUACAUAAUGACACCUAUUUCUCCUUUUGCCUUGCUAAUCGUGAUGAAUUUAUUGGUGUCAAACUAUUGCUCCUGAUAUACAUCGAUCCAACAGCACAAAGUUCCAGGGAUAUGCUUGGUAUUGACACUCGAGUUCAGUUGACUGGCUCGGGAGAGAGAUGCUUGAGAUGCGAAAAGGUAGAACAUGAUGAUGAAACAGAAAGUGAACCCGAGAUAGUACAUCGUGUGGGUUCUGAAGCAAGGCAUGUUAUAAGAACAACACAGCCAAUCUUCUUUCUAACUGUGUCAUGCAGAAAUCGAUUGCAUCACUUAUUCCCUUAUUCUCUUAUUGGUUGUCAGGAAGGUGCAAUUGAUAUGUUAUUUGGAAACCAUAAGGUGAGAUAUCUUGUGUUUGUACCUACUAAUGAUUCUCCAAUCAGUGGUGAUUACUGUGUAAUCAAUACUAUUCAUGAUUAUGUCUAUGAGCAUACCGCAAAUAUGCUCUCAGACACCACCCUCGAUUUGGAGAAAAUUUUCUCAUGUAACAGGGCAAAAUCAUUGGAUAAUAGUGGGAUUCAACACAUGGAAAGAAAGUUAUGGAACAAAAAACAUGAUGCAACACAUGCCCACAAAUCAAAAAUGAAAGUGUUACAUGAUAUAAAGCAUCGAUUAAAGAAGUUUACUAGAUGGAAAGAUGCAUGGCUAUUCAAAACAAGGUUUAAGCAUCAUUGUGGAAGGAUUAAACGCAAAAUAGUUGAUUUUCACAAGGCCAAAAAAGGUUUUCCACAUGAUCAGGUUCCUCAAAGUAAGGUGAGCAACCUCAUGGUUGACUUUCAAAAAAGUCCACGAAUAUAUGAGCCUUCAUAG
Molecule: messenger RNA, 1158 nt
Organism: Lactuca saligna
Lineage: Eukaryota; Viridiplantae; Streptophyta; Magnoliopsida; Asterales; Asteraceae
Source: the annotation of a GenBank genome assembly